Trichoplusia ni (cabbage looper) is the source of this 2737-nucleotide messenger RNA. RefSeq lists its product as uncharacterized. The record is from RefSeq and is a predicted model, not a curated record. The transcript has a single exon. The coding region runs from base 879 to 2612 and encodes 577 amino acids. NCBI's taxonomy places the organism in Eukaryota, Metazoa, Arthropoda, Insecta, Lepidoptera, Noctuidae.
UUCAUUAAUGAUACCAUUCUGUCCAGACUAAUAUUACAACUGGCAACACUCUAAACUGAAGCACUUACAUGAUAUAUUAUGGUUGAAUUUGAUAUAAAUGAUUGGUUUAUUUAUUGAAGUAGAAACGAAAUACUAUCAAAUCGACUUGAGGAUUAGUAACGACUAGACCCUUCUGGUUUGAACUCAAUUUACUAGCCAUUACAUUUCAAACGGCUCGCUCAGCUGAAAUUUGGACGUGUGGUUAAUAAUUUUGGAUUUGACCUCUUCGUACUCCAUGUUCAAAACAGUGUUGGAUAGUGAAUGACGACACACAUGGUCGUCUGGCUAUAGUUCGCCAUAAAAAAUAAACUGCAUAUAAUCAUGAUGUGUAUAACAAUCAUACUUUUGGCUACCUAUUCACAUACCGUUUUUGCAAAUGCUGACAACAUCCCUGCCCAUAGUCUAGAGGAGCAUAGAAUGGAAAUGCUUGUAAGUAUCGAACAUUCAUCCAUGCUUCGUCAAAAGAAGACCUAAAAUGUAUUCGCCCAAGCAUCGCCUUCUAAAAUUCUGCGUUAUGUUGGACAUGCCUUAUUUAUACAUAUAUAAUGUUGGACAAAUUACGGAAAAAUAUUCUUGCACCGACAUGCCGGUGAUGAAACUGAAUAAAUAAAUUAUUGCAAAGAGGUGUAAAGAUAUUCCAUAAUAGGUAGGUAUAUAAUUUGUUACCCAUUUUGUUCCAGGUAAAACUGAUCACGUUAAAUUUUAAAGACAACGGUUGGAAUACUUUCGUAUGCUUUGGACAUUUGCCGGACUCAUUCUAUCGAAAAAUUCGACAUGUAUCUUACGCCUUUGUUGUAUUAGAUGAUUAUGAUCAAUAUAAUCCUGAGCAAUUCGAUACCAUGUUAAUUAGAUACAGUCCUAAUAUUGUUGUUAUCAGUUGUCAAGAUUUUAGUCACUUUGAAGAAAUGUUACUUAAAGUAAUAACUACGCUGUAUUGGAAUCCUUUAGCUAACGUCAUUAUUUACUAUCAAAAAUACGAAGAAAGAGAAAAUAUAGCAAAAAUAUUUUUCGCUUUAUGGUAUCACAAAGCUAUAAACGCAAUUAUAGUGCAAUACGACGACUUGCAGGAGACCAUGAUCAUAUCAGACUAUACUCCAUAUAUUACAAACUCUACAUCAAUGAAAAAUUUAUUUGGUUGUUGGACCGCGAGGAAAAUCUCUUUAACUGUUCUUAAUUUCCAAGAAGGUAUCGUUUGCGUUGAAAAAUGUCACAACGUAACUAUUCACUCAGAACUAAGAGCUUUCCACCUCGGUACAUGCAUUGGGUUCAACAAAAGAACUGUAUUAUAUAAGGACGUCGAUAUUCUUAAGAGUGUGGAAUUGUUUACUGAUAGAAGCAAAAAUUACAACGGAUUUAUGUUCCGUGCAUACACUACUGAAGUAGAACCAUUCUUUAUUAUAACGGCUGACAAUAAUGGUUCUUUCACAAUUGGAGCCAGAGAUGGAAUAAUAUGGAAUACCAUGUCCAAACUGAUGAAUUUUGGUAUUGAUCUGUCACCAAGUUUAGAUGUUAUGAAAAAACCAUUCGAUUUUGAACUGAAUAUUGAGCAGAUAUUUGCCUUUUCAAGAAGAAAAGGCGACUUAUACCUCAUUCCUAUAUAUAUCUUUGAUAUUAUCCUAGUGGAAAUUGAUUUCACAUUUCCUUAUAAGGAAAGCGGUGUUUGCAUUAUGUCUAAUCGUGCAGGAUUUAAUACAUCAUUUAUAGAUGUAGGUGAUACAGAUGGUUUCCAGGCUAGUCAACUAAGUGUAUGGCUUGGUAUUAUUGGUAUGUGGAUAACAUUCACCUUAUAUAAAUGGGCAGAACUUGGGCGAUUAACCUUUAACCAAGUAGGAAAGGAUUUCCUAAAUACUGUUAGGAAUAUCCUAUCGUUAAAUCUUUGUAAUCCACCUAAGCGAAAUUCGUUUCGCAUUUUUUUGACUAUUACAACUUGGAGCAUUUUCGUGAUAAAUUUUUCAACCCAAGCAAAAAUAAUAUCGUUUCUAACAGCUGCAAAGAGAGGUCAAGAAAUAGAAACAUUUGAAGAUGUUAUAGAGAAGGGGUAUCCUAUUCAAGGAAUGUCUUCACCUGACCUAAUUCUCCCAGAAACCGAGGAAAAGUUCCAGAUCAUUAAUCAGAGGUUGAUUCCUUCCCAGGACAUAUUCGGAUGUGUGAAACGAAUGACUAACGACUCUCAUAGAUUUUGUCUCAUUGAUUGCGCUAUUGGUCGUUACUUAGAAAGAAACCGUCUUAAUGAAAAAGGUGAACAAUACUUACAUAUUGCAAAAAAAGACAGAAUGCAUAGUCAUUAUUUAAAUAUGCUACUACCGAAACAUUCGCCUAUGACAAAUCGUUUUAAUAAAUAUAUGAUGAUGUUUGUAGAAGCCGGUCUUAUAAAGAAAUGGGAACAAUAUCGAUACACUGAUAUCAAGCAGGAGGCGACUAUGAAACCAUUAGGAAUGAAUGAAAUAAAUGUUAUAUUUCAAAUCUACGUGUCCUGUGUUGGAUUUACAUGUAUUAUAUUUCUAGUAGAAAUUAUAAUGUAUAACGUAAAUAAGAUGGUAAAUAAAUAUUCUAAAUCGAAGAAGAUGAAUUAAAUUAGGGCCUGCUGCCUUAACAACAAAUUUCCAAAUGGAAAAUUUUAUACGCACGAUUGUAACGAAGUUUCAGUAUUAAAAUUGUAUAAAUUGACGGUUUGAUAAUAAAUAUAAGAUAUUUUCAU